GGUCCGUACACGUUCAAUUUACAGCGACGAGAAAGCAUUGUUCGAAAAAAAAAUGCACGUGUGUGGUACACAGGGGAUUCCCUAAUGACUGACUAGCCACGUCAUCCAGUGACAGAAACUUACAGGUGAAAAUUCCAGAUGAAGUACCCUGGCUCAGUAAUAAGUAGACCCCUACUGUUGGGACUGGGCGCGGUCCUCAUUGUUUUCUUCAUUAUCAACGUCUCGUACGACAUUGAGAAAAAACGAGAGACCGAAAAAAGGCGCGAAAAGCGGAAACACCGUCAAAACUUGGACAGUUUGCUGUUCCACCCUCGCCAGAAUCAUCAAGGCCGGAAGUCGGUCGGGAACCUGGAUUGGCACAGUGGUGACGUCAUUCCUGUAUUUUUCCGCAAAAAUGUAAAAGAAAUGAAAAUUAACUGUGAACCACUUUUCAAGGGAUCCAUUACAGCCCAAUCAAGAGCAAGACACAUGAAGCAUCCGCGGAGGGAGAUCUCACCGUCCAUGUACGCAUUACUGACCAAGAAGUGCGUCAGAUUCAGGCACUACCGUAACUACAUCACGGGUCCUCUGACAAGUAAAGAAAACAAGUUUCCCGUGGCCUACAGUAUCAUCAUGAAAGACUCGGUCUUCCAGUUUGAGAGUUUACUGCGCGCCAUCUACCGGCCGCAGAACAUCUACUGCAUUCACAUCGACCAAAAUAGUCCCAAGGAAAUCCGACAGGCCGUUCAAAAUAUCGCAAGCUGUUUCCAGGAGAAUGUAUUUACUGUAAGCGUCGCGCGCAGUGUAACCAAGGGAACGCUAUCACAUUUGCAGGCCGAGCUCGGCUGUUUACGAAGUCUUCUGAAGCAUCCCGAAUGGAAGUACUUUAUCAAUCUGUCGGAAAACGACUUCCCGUUGAAGAUAAACAGCGAUAUUGUCAACAUUCUGACGUCAUUAAAAGGCGCCAACAGUAUACCGGGAAUUCCCUUAGAUCAGCGGGCCGAAAAAGACAUGGGAAAGUUACCGUCAGGAGUCAAGCCUUACAUUGGAGAAGGUGACGUCAUAAUGAAUAGAGAGACCGCCCAUUUUGCUGUCAAUAAUCCUCAAGCACAAUCUGUGCUAAAGUGGGCGGAGAAAACACAGCAUCCUCAGCAGACGUUUUACGCUACACUGAACUACAACCCUCGACAGUUCAAGAUAAAAGGGUCAUACAAAGGGCCCCUUGAUUUCCAAAAUCUAAAAAGUCUAGAACAUAUAGCAAAAUUUGUGGAUUCAAAGAACGCCUCCAGUCAUGCGUGUCAUGGUUCUAGAUCCUUUCACGGGUACUGCACGUUUGGCGUGGGAGAUUUGCCGUACCUCAUAAACCGGAAGGAGCUGUUUGCUUUCCGUUUCCGGUGGGAUAUAGAUCGCCUCGUUUUACAGUGCAUGGAGCAAAUGAUUUACCAGAGAUCCAAAGAACAAUUCAUGUAUCCCAAGGAUUACGAUUUGUCUUUUUACAAACAUUUAGAAAUCGUAAAGCACCAGCUAUGAAAGAAAAAAAAAACAAGACACAAAAAUAUUUCGUUUUUUUUAAUAUUAAGUUAACGUAUUCAUUAAAAACAUUAAUUAGUUGAUAUGUUCAUUAGCCAUUCGACGAUCCGGUGGUGGUUGCUGAUGUUGAAGAAGACGAUGAAGAAG
Molecule: messenger RNA, 1656 nt
Organism: Magallana angulata
Lineage: Eukaryota; Metazoa; Mollusca; Bivalvia; Ostreida; Ostreidae
Product: N-acetyllactosaminide beta-1,6-N-acetylglucosaminyl-transferase-like
Exons: 4
Coding region: 139-1509 (456 amino acids)
Cellular component (GO): membrane
Molecular function (GO): glycosyltransferase activity
Source: RefSeq, a predicted model, not a curated record